ACUCACAGACACACACACAUACACACACACACUCUCUCCCUCCUCAGUUAUCUGUUUCUCCUCUGCUGUCACUCUGAUACACACACACACAGAGGGAGGUAGAUAAGUCUGUGAUUCCACUGCUGAAUUUUUAACGCUGUUGUGGAACUUUUUUUUUUCUUCCUGGCGGGUUACUGUGGCACCGGGGUACUGUUACACCGACAGAGACAGAGAGAGAGAGACACAGAGACAGGGUACAGUUCUGUUCGGUUGUUUACUGAGGCUGGACGGAAACAAGACUGUUCAUGGGGUGUGCGUCUGUUGCACCUCUGAUGUCAGAGUGUACUGACACACCCUGAAGUGUACAUCUACAUCACUGCAGCAAGACCCGUCCUGUCCUGAUGCCGUUUCCAUAACAACAUGACCCUCAACACGCAGAGAGAGAAGGAACCCCUGCGGCGGCGAGGCAGCACGCCAAUUCCUCCCACCCACUUCUACCAGCACCCAUCCUGGACUCGAGACCCUGGGCUCCCAAGUAGCACCAAGCACAAUCCCGAGCAGCCCCAGCGCAGUCACCCACCUCUGGGACAGUCGGCGUCCUACCACCCUGGAGACAAGUCACUCCACUACCGUGCCCAGUGGAGUUCAGACUCGGAGGACGACUCGCAGAGCGACUCGGACUGUAUUUACAGGGUGGUCUUGCUAGGUGACCAUAGUGUCGGAAAGACCAGCCUCGCUGGGAUAUUUGCCGGGAUCACAGAGAAAGAUGAACAACCUGGAGAGGACACAUAUGAGCGAACACUGACAGUAGAUGGAGAGGAAACCACACUCAUCGUCAUGGAUACCUGGGAGAACGACAAACUGGAGGGGGAGGACAGCUCCUCUCAGGACGACUGUCUGAAGGUUGGGAGUGCUUACGUCAUCGUUUACUCCGUAACCGACCGCUCCAGCUUCGACUCUGCCUCGGAGCUCCGGAUCACGCUGCGACGUGCCCGCCAGGCCGAAAAUCUUCCCAUCAUCCUAGUAGGGAACAAGAGUGACCUUGUCCGGUCCAGAGAAGUUGCUGUCGAAGAGGGCCGAGCGUGUGCGGUGGUGUUUGACUGUAAGUUCAUCGAGACGUCGGCGUCUUUGCAGCACAAUGUCACCGAGCUGUUUGAGGGCGUGGUCCGACAAAUCCGCCUCCGUCGGGACGGCAGCGAGGCAGUGGAGCGCCGACGCUCCAUCUACAAACGCAAAGAGAGCAUUACCCAGAAGGCUCGGCGCUUCCUGGACCGACUGGUAGCACGCAACAACCAGCGCAUGGCGGUCAAAGUGCGGUCCAAGAGCUGCCACGACCUCGCCGUCCUCUGAAGACACGUGUCCUCCACGACCGUCCGGUUGGACUUUAUUUGACUUGUUGAAGUGCUCUCUGGUUGCAAUAUCGUGGACGAUGUCGUCCGAGUGAUUGACGACAGAAACGAUCAGCAGCGAACGGAGUCAGCGGACAGUUACGUACGUCGCUGUGAUCACUGUGACCAACUCAUUUUCCUCUGUGACCAUUUGGUCUCAAUUUUUUUGUGACUUUCCUCCAGAUUACCUAAAUAUAAAACAACAGACUGACUGUAGAAGGAUCAUCACUGUAGGGGUUAAAGGUCGGAUGAGUGUGUGUGUGUGUGUGUGUGUGUGUGUGUGUGAAUAGGUGACUGUUCAGGAUGUAUUUUCCACUGUGUCCACUGUGCUGUUCUCCUGAGGUUUCUACUGUUUUCAGUUCAACACUGUGCAGAAUAAAGUCUUAAAGGAA
Dicentrarchus labrax (European seabass) is the source of this 1759-nucleotide messenger RNA. It is a transcript of the gene rem1, whose product is annotated as RAS (RAD and GEM)-like GTP-binding 1. Gene Ontology annotation, molecular function: GTP binding; calcium channel regulator activity; GTPase activity. The record is from RefSeq and is a predicted model, not a curated record. The coding region runs from base 400 to 1329 and encodes 309 amino acids. The transcript has 6 exons. Gene Ontology annotation, biological process: negative regulation of high voltage-gated calcium channel activity. NCBI's taxonomy places the organism in Eukaryota, Metazoa, Chordata, Actinopteri, Moronidae. Gene Ontology annotation, cellular component: plasma membrane.